UGACUGCACUGCAGGCGUUUAAGCGAGAAGGAAUAAAUCUCGCUGGCAAGUAUUCUCGCACUCCCCCCUCUCGCGCAGAAAAUGGCGUCGCGGCAGCAAUUGAUUGGCAGCAUCGCAGGAGCAGCAUCCCAACUCAAUCAAUUUCCACAGCCAACGUCACGAGUCACGACUUCUUUUGUUCUGUCGCUUUUCGGGCUUUGGCUGACUUUGGGCCCUGAGCACGAAAAAAUUGUAUUUCCGAUGUCAUCGCCGUGCUACGUGAGUGCUCCCUUCUUGAAACGAGCUAAAAGAUUAAGCUCACAGAAUGGAUCUGGACCCCUGGGCAGGCAAAUCAGAUCUUUUGCGGCGUCGGCCGUUCCUGCAAUUACACCGUGCCCUCCGUUCUGGACAAAGAACUCGACAGAAGCGUCCUCGCCUCCGGGGAAGACGUGCGCCCCACACGCGCUCCUGGCCAUUUCGAGCUUUUCCCAAAGAGACCCCCUGCAUCCUGCUGCUUCUUUCGAGUCUCGACCCCCCAGGAUUUCCUGGCCAUACAGAGAUGCGGAUUCAGCCCACCUGCUAACAGCUGGCAACGAGCACAAAAAAGCAGGUUGAGUUGUUUCCUCCGACCUACGGACCGUACAUACUACAUAGUAUGGGCAGAAUAACAAAAAUGGGCCUGGAAGAAGCGGCACAGAGUCUGCAUAGAGCCUGCACAAGUCCCCUCCGUAUCUGCAUUAAACCAUCGUUACACCGUUGAGGCAAUUCUCC
Molecule: messenger RNA, 750 nt
Organism: Hyaloscypha bicolor E
Lineage: Eukaryota; Fungi; Ascomycota; Leotiomycetes; Helotiales; Hyaloscyphaceae
Exons: 1
Coding region: 82-594 (170 amino acids)
Source: RefSeq, a predicted model, not a curated record